This is a messenger RNA of Oncorhynchus gorbuscha (pink salmon), 691 nucleotides long. RefSeq names its product ectonucleotide pyrophosphatase/phosphodiesterase family member 2-like. Lineage: Eukaryota; Metazoa; Chordata; Actinopteri; Salmoniformes; Salmonidae. The transcript is spliced from 7 exons. Gene Ontology annotation, molecular function: calcium ion binding; alkylglycerophosphoethanolamine phosphodiesterase activity; phosphodiesterase I activity. The annotation marks the transcript as partial. The record is from RefSeq and is a predicted model, not a curated record. Gene Ontology annotation, biological process: phosphatidylcholine catabolic process.
UGAUGCCAAAUCUGUUAUUGCAAAUCUUACAUGUAAAAAGACAGAGCAGCACUUCAAGCCCUAUCUGAAGCAGCAUCUCCCCAAGCGCCUUCACUACGCCAACAACAGGAGAAUAGAGGACAUCCACCUGUUAGUGGAGAGGAAGUGGCAUAUCGCAAGGAAGUCUCCAGAAGGAGGAAAGAGGCACCCUGGGAAAUGUGGUUUUGCAGGAGAUCACGGUUAUGACAACAAGAUAAACAGCAUGCAGACUAUUUUCUUUGGAUAUGGACCAAUGUUUAAAUUCAAGACCAAAGUGCCAGUUUUUGAAAACAUUGAACUAUACAAUGUCAUGUGUGACCUGCUUGGCCUGAACCCUGCCCCUAACAACGGGACUCAUGGCAGUCUGAACCACCUGUUGAAGAGCCCGGUCCACAAGCCCACCGUGCCAGAGGAGGUGUCUAAACCCACCAUCUCAGGUCCCAUCAUUACUCUGACCGAUGACUUAGGCUGCAGCUGUGAUGACAAGAACAAAGUGGAAGAGCUUAAUCAGAGACUGAGGCAAGCUGUCGAUGACAGCAAGAACCUCCCUCAUGGUCGUCCUGCAGUUCUGUUCCGUACUAAAUACAGCAUCCUACACCACAGUGACUAUAUCAGUGGGUACAGUGACUCACUGUCUAUGCCCCUGUGGACGUCCUACACAGUCUCUAAACAG